Messenger RNA from Medioppia subpectinata, 505 nucleotides. The record is from the annotation of a GenBank genome assembly. NCBI's taxonomy places the organism in Eukaryota, Metazoa, Arthropoda, Arachnida, Sarcoptiformes, Oppiidae.
AUGUCUGACUUCGGGGGAAACUUUUACAUAACAUUCCUGUUGUCGGGAAUCGUUGAACUCCCGUCUCAACUAUUGUCGCCACUAAUGCUCCGAUAUAUGGGUCGCCGAAAACUCUACGCUCUCUUUACGUUCAUAACUGGUGUUUCGUGUUUCGCAAUAAUUCCCGUCCAAAGGGAAUGGAUUAAAGUUACGUUAGCUUUGAUUGGGAAGUUUUCUGUGAGCACUUCCUUUAAUGUAUACUCAAUACACGGACCCGAACUCUUGCCCACAGUCUUGAGACAGAGAGGGAUGGGUUUCGCUUCUUUUGUCGGAAGGGCUGCCAAUUAUGGCCUAACAUUGGUGAUGAUACUGUACGGCUGUCUCAUGUGUGUGGGCUCUGUGUUGGGACUAUUACUUCCCGAAACCAAAGGCCGAGAAAUUCCCGACACUAUUGAAGAAGCAGAACGACCUUGCUAUUCUGUCAAAAUGAAAACUAUUACAAAUUAAACAACAAAAUUAUAAUAUG